Notothenia coriiceps (black rockcod) is the source of this 1923-nucleotide messenger RNA. RefSeq names its product GTP-binding protein 2-like. Gene Ontology annotation, biological process: translational elongation. NCBI's taxonomy places the organism in Eukaryota, Metazoa, Chordata, Actinopteri, Perciformes, Nototheniidae. Gene Ontology annotation, molecular function: translation elongation factor activity; GTPase activity; GTP binding. The record is from RefSeq and is a predicted model, not a curated record. The transcript has 10 exons. The coding region runs from base 213 to 1772 and encodes 519 amino acids.
GCGACGGUGUCGGACGGGGCUGUUAUUGUUCGGUUUGAAGAGUUUGCGGGCGGUCGGUCCUUUGUUUUUAUUUUGGGGGUUGUAAGCUACCACUAGCAGAAGAACUCGUCUCAAAAACCAUCACCUGCAAGCCUGGGCUGAGGUUUAUUUUAAUGAUAUAGCAGCAUUUAAAACCAGGUAGUGGUAAGUUUACAAGUCCCCAAAAUAAGCUGAUGGAUGCGCGGGUAUCGGAGUUGUUUGGUUCAGGAAAUGACUCUGGAUCUCAAGAUGUUGCGUCCAAUGUUUUGCCGGGAAACAGCUAUGGAGUAGCCCUAAAAAAAUCAUGUGUAAAGAUGCACAAGAAGUCCAAAUCGCGAUUCGCUCGCAACUUCAAACCAAGCAACAACCCACCAUAUCUACCUCCCGAGGCUGAAGAGGGAAAUAUAGAGUACAAGCUCAAGCUAAUAAACCCCACACAAUACCGCUUCGAGCACCUGGCUACGCAGAUGAAAUGGCGACUGCAGGAAGGUCGAGGCGAAGCUGUCUAUCAAAUAGGUGUUGAGGAUAACGGCAUUUUGGCGGGACUAUCAGAGGAAGAUUUGAGAACAUCACUAAAUACGCUCCAUGAGCUGGCAGAGAAGGUUGGAGCCGACAUCACUGUUCUCAGAGAAAGAGAGGUGGACUUUGACUCGGAUGUGCCUCGUAAAAUUGCUGAAGUUCUUAUCCGCAAGGUGCCAGAUGACCAGCAGUUCUUGGACUUGCGAGUAGCUGUUAUAGGUAAUGUGGACUCGGGAAAGUCCACUCUGUUAGGUGUCCUGACACAGGGGGAGCUGGACAAUGGACGGGGAAGAGCGAGGCUAAACCUCUUCAGACAUCUACAUGAGAUCCAGACUGGACGCACUUCCAGCAUCAGCUUUGAGAUCCUUGGCUUCAAUAGCAAAGGGGAGGUUGUGAAUUACAGCGAGUCUCGGACAGCAGAGGAGAUUUGUGAGAGUGCCUCUAAAAUGAUCACAUUCAUAGAUCUGGCGGGUCACCAUAAAUACCUGAAGACCACCAUCUUUGGCCUCACCAGCUACUGUCCUGAUUUCGCAAUGCUGGUCGUCAGCGCAAAUACCGGCAUUGCUGGUACAACACGGGAGCAUCUUGGGAUUGCCAUGGCCCUGAAGGUGCCCAUCUUCAUCGUCAUCAGUAAAGUGGACCUCUGUAUGCGGGCCACAGUGGAGCGCACUGUGCGGCAGUUGGAGCGUGUCCUGAAGCAGCCGGGCUGUAACAAGGUGCCCAUGGUUGUGAGCAGCACGGACGAUGCCGUCACAGCGGCACAGCAGUUCGCACAAUCACCCAACAUCACACCCAUCUUCACCCUGUCCUGUGUGACUGGAGAGAGUCUAGACUUGAUCAAGGUCUUUCUAAACAUCAUCCCUCCUCUCAGCAACAGCAAGGAGCAGGAGGAGCUUAUGCAACAGCUAACUGAGUUUCAGGUGGAUGAGAUCUACACAGUGCCAGAGGUGGGGACUGUGGUGGGAGGAACUCUGUCCAGUGGUAUUUGCCGUGAGGGAGAUGAUCUUGUGGUAGGGCCCACAGACUCGGGCCAGUUCCACAAGUUAACCAUCGAGAGCAUCCAAAGAAACCGCUCAGCGUGCCGGGUCCUCAGGGCCGGCCAGGCGGCCACACUCGCCCUGGGCAACUUCGAACGCUCACUACUACGCAAGGUCAGGCUUCUAACUCUUUCUUUCUCUCUCUACUGUUUGCCUUUCUUAAUAUUUAGAGAGAAAACAUGUAAAGGGACGGUUUAAAUUGAAUCAACUUGUAGGUUUCACACAUGUACAAGCCCUGCAUACACAGUGGACUUUAAACCAUGCAUUAAAGCAUUCCUAGGAGAUCAGUGUGGGGUGUGGUGCCUUGUUAAAGGGGACCCCCGCAGUAGGGCUGCAAGAUUUUGGGGAA